Choloepus didactylus (southern two-toed sloth) is the source of this 3221-nucleotide messenger RNA. It is a transcript of the gene CYSLTR2, whose product is annotated as cysteinyl leukotriene receptor 2. Gene Ontology annotation, biological process: G protein-coupled receptor signaling pathway. The record is from RefSeq and is a predicted model, not a curated record. NCBI's taxonomy places the organism in Eukaryota, Metazoa, Chordata, Mammalia, Pilosa, Megalonychidae. Gene Ontology annotation, cellular component: plasma membrane. Gene Ontology annotation, molecular function: leukotriene receptor activity. Bases 454 to 1449 code for a protein of 331 amino acids. The transcript is spliced from 3 exons.
AAGCUGGAUUACUUGGAGGAGAAAGGCGGGAGAGAGAGAAGAGGCAGAAGCCAAGGCAGCUGAAAGAAGAAACCUCCAGAGCUCUGGAAGAUUCAGCCAAGUCUGGUUGGCUCGAAGUUGAUGUUCCUCAAGGUUGUUGAUGUUCCAGAUGCAAUGCAGUACAGUACAGAUGCAACCAGACAGCCAAGGGACGUGAUGUCAAUUUAGCAGAAGGAUUGUCAAUGUGGGAAUUAGAAUCCUGGAGAUGAGACGGUGGUCCAGUGGAAGACUCGGAAUGCCACAUAGUAGCAAAUGGAGACGCAGGUCUACCAGGCCUCCUCCGAGAAGCUGCUGGGAGGUAGGUGCUGCUGACCUCCUCUUCAGGGAUGCUUUGCACAAAAUUCCAUCAAUUCUUCCUUGUAAAGCAAGGAGAGAAAACAUACGUUCUUACCUGUGCCCCUCUUCUUAGCAAAAAUGGAACUAAAUGGCACCCUUGGCAAUAACAACAAGAACUGCAUAAUUGAAAACUUCAAGAGAGAUUUCUACCCCAUUGUGUACCUGAUCAUAUUUGUCUGGGGAGCCUUGGGAAAUGGCUUUUCCAUAUUUGUUCUCCUGCAGCCUUAUAAGAAGUCCACAUCCGUGAAUGUUUUCAUGUUAAACCUGGCCAUUUCAGAUCUCCUGUUCACGAGCACACUACCCUUCAGGGUUGACUAUUAUCUGAGAGGCUCCCAUUGGAUAUUUGGAGACCUGGCUUGCAGGAUCAUGUCCUACUCCUUGUACGUCAACAUGUACAGCAGCAUUUAUUUCCUGACCGUGCUAAGCAUUGUGCGCUUCUUGGCAACUGUUCACCCCUUCCGGCUUCUCCAUGCCACCAGCAUCAGGAGCGCCUGGAUUCUGUGCGCGGUGGUUUGGAUUUUCACCAUGGCUUCCUCAACAAUGCUUCUGAACAGCGGCUCUGAGCAGAAGGACAACGCCACUUUAUGCUUAGAACUGAAUAACAGUAAAAUUGUUAAACUGAAGAUCAUGAACCAUGUCGCCUUGGUGGUGGGCUUCCUGCUCCCGUUCUGCACUCUCAGCGUCUGUUACCUGCUCAUCAUCCGAGCCCUGCUGAAGGUGGAGGCAGGGCUGCGGGUUUCCCACCGGAAGGCCCUGAUCACCGUCAUCAUAGCCUUGAUCAUCUUCCUCCUGUGCUUCCUGCCCUACCACAUCCUGAGAACCCUCCACCUGGUCAUAUGGAAAGUGGACACGUGUGGAGACUGGCGGCAUAAAGCCGUGGUCAUCACCCUAACCUUGGCGGCAGCCAACAGCUGCCUCAACCCUUUGCUCUAUUACUUUGCGGGGGAGAAUUUCAAGGACAGACUAAGGACCACAUUCAGAAAAUGCCAGUCACGGAAGGCAAGGACAAAGUGCGGGUUUCCUGUUUGUUUGUGGUCGAAAAAGGAAACAAACGUGGAAGGCGUUAUUAUAUGAGGCUUGUUCUCAUUUCCUUGUAUCCAUCUUCAUUCGCACAUAGUCUCCAAGGGACCUUGUGUUUAUACGGUUACACAUCCCAGCAUUUAAUGGUUAAUGCCGCUUUGUUACUAAGACCUGUGUCAAAGUUUAAGCCAGUUAUGGUUUCAGUGGUUGAGUCUAAAUGGGGGAUGUAGGAGAAAAAUCCUUAUUAGAGCCUUGCGUGCUGAAAUGUCAGAUUGGGAGAAAAGUGCUGAGCAUAGUGGAUUGCUGUUUUUCAUCAGAUUCUGUACCAGAUCCCUGGCCCAGCAGGGAUGCUGAAUUCCUAACUUUUAAGAUGGCCCUCAUGUCCCAGCUUCUCCAGCUCCACUCCCCUCUUCAACUCCCUGAGAGAUGGCUAUUGAUCAAAGCUACUGCAGGACCCAGAGCAGAUGAGCAGUGCAUUCUAAUAAUUCGGGAGAAAGACUUCGAUGGUGGAGCAGAAGGCUAACCCAUAACUGAGCAAAGUCAAGGCUCCAAAUGGGCACAGUGAGAGAAAAUGGUGGAGAAGGAUUGAGAAAAGAGAGAAAGCUGGUGAGAAUUAGGGAGGAGAAUAAAUUUCAUUUUUCACUGGACGAGGAGCUAUCGUACACUGAAGGCAAGAAUUUUCCCAUUGCUUCUCUUUGGCCAGGGUGUUAGGAAGGAUAGGAAGAGUAGGAGAUGGACUUGAGGCUUUGCUCUAGCAGACAGAGGGAAUGUGGGUGUGGGGAAAGAAUAGGAAGCAUGAUUGUGUAUCUCAGUUUUACUCCUUUGCUGCAGUUUUCACUCCUGCCAGUUAAUCCACUGAGAUGAAUUAAAGCAUAAAGGAGAUAGCUUCAUGGGUUUGUGUUGGGCACUCAGGGAAAGCAUAGGGUUGAGGGCAAGUGCAAAGGUUGUUAAACCCCGAAAUUCUAUUAAUAUUUUGGCAGAACAUGAGUGGAGAGGUGCUACCUUCCCCUUUGAGAGAGUGUAGAAAAGCACUGGAUUGUCAAAGGGGACUUUUCUGUCCACUGAAACAAGGCUAAGGAUAUGACCAACAAUUGAGUGCUGUCUCAAGGCUGGGCAGAUUGUGCCAAGCACUUUACAUUCAUUGAUCCCAUCUAACUCUUCCCCCAAAGACCUAGGUUUCCAUUUUAUGGGUGAGGAAAGUGAACAUCAAAGAAAUGAAGAUAUAGUAGUGAGAGUUUUUAAAAACUCCUCUGGGCUGGGUGCUUUCCUUACCACCCACUGAUGCAAGCCUCCAGAAUGAUUGUUGGAAGUUGAAUGAGAGCCACCAGGCACAAGAGAAGAGAAGUUUCCUCUCUGCAGUUGUUGACUCCAGGCCCAGGGGAGGGUGAGGAGAUGCUAUUCUGAAGCGAGGGAAGGAUUAAGUGAAAGUUUUCACACUAAACCAGAACCCCAUUGCCUUUCCCUCACUCCGUAAGCAGAAUGCCAACUGCCAGACUCCAUCUCUGUCAAGGGCUGGAGGACCCUCCUGGGGGGAAACCCUUCAAUCCAAGGAAAGGGCUGAAAGAUGAAGUUGGGGAUCCCCGACACUAAUGCCGUCAACUUACAGUGACGCCAACAAUAUGACUGGCCCCUUCCACUCUUGGAAAGCACCUAAUAAACCUUUUUGAGCCUCACUCUUAAUUACGAACAACAGGUGAGAAGAACAGGAGAGAAGUUGGGGUGGAAGGAUAGGGCAGAGACUUCUCUUUUCCUCUCGAGAACUAUUUAAUUGUCUAAUCUGUGAAUAUGUAUUAUCAAAAUAAAAUUAAAAUUAAGUUAAAAUUAAA